Messenger RNA from Momordica charantia (bitter melon), 604 nucleotides. RefSeq names its product protein SEED AND ROOT HAIR PROTECTIVE PROTEIN-like. The record is from RefSeq and is a predicted model, not a curated record. Gene Ontology annotation, cellular component: cell periphery. Gene Ontology annotation, biological process: response to ethylene. NCBI's taxonomy places the organism in Eukaryota, Viridiplantae, Streptophyta, Magnoliopsida, Cucurbitales, Cucurbitaceae.
CAUCAAUAUUGAAAAUGGCUGUUUGUUAAUGGCUUCUUUAAAUUUAGUGCUGAUCUUUUUGCCACUUUUGGGCAUUGCUUCUUCAGCUGGGGAUAACAAUGGUGGUGGGUAUUCUGGUCUUUUGACACCCAAAUUGGAUAAAGAAGAAAGGCUUCUCUCUGCCAUGAUUGGUAUCCAAGGGAUUAUUCUUUACAAAUUUGGCUCAACAAUUGCCCCUCUUCAAGAAGCUGUGGCAAGAAUAACAUGCAAAACAGUGGAUGAGUAUGGGUAUGAGGCAAAAUCUUACUCCUUUCUAAGUGAAGCAAGUGAUGCAAAUGGCUACUUUUUGGCAACACUCUCUCCCCCAGAGGUAGAAGAUAAGAGGGAGCUGAAAGAGUGUAGGGCUUUUGCAGAGCUCUCUCCAUUACACAACUGUGAAUCUCCUUCUGACCUCAACAAUGGACUCUCUGGUGCUCUUCUCCAUUCCUAUGAAUUUUUACCUCACAACAACAUGAAGCUCUUCUCCGUUGGCCCUUUCCUUUUCACAUGCCUGACGUAAAAGAUUACGCUCUUGUUUGAUAAUCAUUUUAUAUUUUAGUUUUUAGUUUUUGAAAAUCAUGUUUGU